Molecule: messenger RNA, 1695 nt
Organism: Eimeria maxima
Lineage: Eukaryota; Apicomplexa; Conoidasida; Eucoccidiorida; Eimeriidae
Exons: 6
Coding region: 1-1695 (564 amino acids)
Biological process (GO): protein modification by small protein removal
Molecular function (GO): peptidase activity
Source: RefSeq, a predicted model, not a curated record
AUGCAGGAACCCGGAGUUGCAGUGUCUCUACGUGUAUUCGAUCUAUCCGAAGGGAAGGCCGCUCUCUUCGCUCCUCUCUUCCUUAGAGACUGCAAGAAGGGCAUAUGGCACACAAAUGUUUGUGUAUACUCAAAAGAAUAUUUUUAUCAAUCAACGAUUUGUGUUUGCCCAAGAGGCAGCGGAUGGCCAGGAGAGAAACUUCUUACAGAUGAAAUCUCGAUGGGGAGGACACUAAUGAAGGAAGAAGACCUUGAGGCUUUCUUACAUCUACAACGAAGAUCUUUUACCCCAGACAGCUACGACGUUUUUUCUCAUAAUUGCAAUCAUUUCUCUCAAAGUGUUUUGCGGUUUCUUGGCGUUAAACCCUUGCCUGCAUAUAUAGCCACAUUACCUGACCGAGUGUUAGGGACAGUCUUAGGGCAAAUAGCAAAACCAAUUGUUGAGGCAUCUGUAAACCUCCGUCGUACAGCUGCAGAAGCAGAACUACAAGGAGAAGUAUUUUAUUAUGGUGGUGCUGUCCCUUGUGUCUCUAAUUGGAGAACAGCAGACAGCAUAAAUAAUCUAAAAAGAGCAGCAAGGAGACAGCAGCAAAUAUUAAGGCAAGAAAGAAGCAGCAGCAACCGUUCUGCUGCUGCUGCUGCUGCUGCUGCAGGUGUUGUUGAUGUCUUCCUAGAUAAAAACAUCUCACGUAAGGCCAAACGCAGCAGCAGCAACAGCAGCAGCAACAGCAGCAGCAGCAGCUCCAGCAGCAAGAGCAGCAGAAGCGCCAGCAGCAGCAGCAACAGCGUAGAGACACAUGCAGUAGGAGAUAAUUUUACAGCUGCUGCAGCAGAUUUGUCAGCAGCAGCAGCAGAAGCAGCAGCAGCAGCUGCUGCUGCUGCAGAGGACACAUUGGGCCUUCGUCUUGCCACUUGUCUUACAGAUGCAUGGAGGGGACGUAACGAGGUUGUUGCUGCUGCAGCUGAAGGAGCUUGUGCUGCUGCUGCUGCUGUUGCUGCUGCUGCAGCAGCAGCAACAGCAGCAGGAGCAGCAGGACAAGAAGCUUCAAACACGCAGCAAACAAAUGCUGUCAGCUUCCCGUCACCGUUAGAAAGAACAGCAGCAGCAGCAGGUGGUCCUGUUGCAGCCGGCGGCAGCAGCAGCACGAACAGCGGCAACAGCAGCAGCACGAACAGCGGCAACAGCAGCAGCAGCAGCAACAGCAACAGCAGCAGCAGCAAGCCAAGGAGUUAUCCAAGCUUCUACGCACCACGCAGACGAGUGCCUGACGUGUAUGCGAAGCACCGCAUGAGUCUGCAGCAGCAGAUGCUGCAGCAACAACUGCAGCAGCAGCAGCAGCAGAUGCUGCAGCAACAACUGCAGCAGCAGCAGCAGCAAAUGCUGCUGAAGAGGGGUCAAUUGAUGCCCUCCAGAGAAAGAGCAGCGCAAGCAACACCAGCAGCAGCUCCAGCAGCAGCAGCAGCAACAGCAGCAGCAGCAGCAGCAGCAGCAGCACGAUCCUCAUGGGGGAGACCUGAUGCUUGGCGUGCUGCGCCAACGUCUCCCCCACGGACGCUGCGCAGCAGCAGAACUGCUUCGAGCUGCAUUAGCAGCAGCAGCAACAGCAGCAAUAGCAGCAGCAGCAGCAGCAGCAGCAGCAGAAACCCAAAUGCAUGGCAGAGCACAGCGGCGUUAGAUGCCUUUCUUGAUAAGUGA